This is a messenger RNA of Nanorana parkeri, 2672 nucleotides long. It is a transcript of the gene FOXP1, whose product is annotated as forkhead box P1. Bases 645 to 2660 code for a protein of 671 amino acids. Gene Ontology annotation, molecular function: RNA polymerase II cis-regulatory region sequence-specific DNA binding; DNA-binding transcription repressor activity, RNA polymerase II-specific. Lineage: Eukaryota; Metazoa; Chordata; Amphibia; Anura; Dicroglossidae. The record is from RefSeq and is a predicted model, not a curated record. The transcript is spliced from 20 exons. Gene Ontology annotation, cellular component: nucleus. Gene Ontology annotation, biological process: regulation of transcription by RNA polymerase II.
AAUCAUAAUAAUAACGCAAGUCGAGAUAAUAAGAAACAAUGGCAAUAAAAUGUUCCGCAGCCGCCUGUAAUUCCAGUGGUGUGAGAACAGAAGGCUGUCAUCAUCGUCUCCAGCUGUUUCCAAUUGCUCCAGCACACAGACUUUACAGAAGUUGUGUCCAGCAGAGGAGCCCAUACACUCCCGGCUGUGUGCAUGCUCUCCCAGCCGCCUGCUCUCAGUUGCUGUCACACAGCGAGGCAGGUACAGCUUCACAGCAGACAUGUGAGUUGAGCCAGUUACUCAUUUGCCGGAGUGUUUGUGUUUAUGCAAAAGGGGCCUCUUCCUGCAUAUUUAAUCUAGAGUAAGGCAGUGGCUUUUGUUGUGUUUAGACCACAUGCCUUUAGUCCUUCCGUACACUGAGGCUUGUGCGAAAGCACACACACAGCCAAGGACAGUAACUUUUCUCCCCUCUGGUGGAUUUAAAGUCCGCUCUUUGUGCACUCUUUUCACGCCGCUGUGCACUCUUUUCACGCUGCGGUGCACUGGCAGUCAAACCUCGGUCUCUGACUCUGCUCAUGAAUGGGGUAAAGAGAGUGACCUUUUUUGGGUGGUUGUGACUGAAGUUUGCUUUGCAGAAGCAGCUACUUGUAUAAGGGCUUUGAGUCAUGAUGCAAGAAUCUGGGACGGAGACAAAAAUUAACGACUCAGCCGUGCAGAACGGCGGAAGCGCCGGUAACCACCUAUUAGAGUGCACGUUACGAGAGACGCGCUCGAACGGAGAGACGCCUUCCCUGGACAUAAGUGCCGCGGACCUCGCACAUCUCCAGCAACACCAGGCUCUUCAAGUUGCACGGCAGCUAUUAAUACACCAGCAGCAAGUCAGUGGAGUAAAAAGCCACAAGAGGAAUGACAAGCAACCACCCCUGCAGGUUCCAGUCUCAGUGGCUAUGAUGACACCCCAAGUAAUCACUCCUCAACAAAUGCAGCAAAUUCUCCAGCAGCAAGUGCUAACGCCCCAACAGCUACAGGUCUUACUUCAGCAACAGCAAGCCCUCAUGCUCCAGCAGCAGCAGCUUCAGGAGUUUUACAAGAAACAACAGGAACAGCUGCAGCUUCAGCUAUUACAACAACAACAUGCAGGAAAACAGCCAAAAGAGCAGCAGCAGCAAGUGGCUACGCAGCAGUUGGCUUUUCAGCAACAGCUAAUACAAAUGCAGCAGCUGCAGCAGCAGCACCUUCUGACACUGCAGCGUCAAGGUCUCCUUUCAAUCCAGCCGGGGCAGCCCUCCCUUCCACUGCAAUCUCUUGCCCAAGCUGGCAUGAUUCCAGCGGAGCUGCAGCAGCUCUGGAAAGAAGUGACUAGCUCGCACACGGCGGAUGAUGGCUGUAAUAACCACAGUAGUUUGGACCUGUCCACGACAUGCGUCUCUUCGGUGGUCGCCCCCAAGACCUCCUUGCUCCUCAACCAUCAGUCAUCAACCAAUGGCCAGAUCUCACUUCUCACUCCAAAGAGAGAGAGCAGCUGCCACGAGGACUACAUGCAGAAUCACCCCUUAUAUGGGCACGGUGUGUGCAAGUGGCCGGGCUGCGAGGUUGUGUGUGACGAUUUCCCAUCAUUCCUAAAACAUCUCAACAACGAGCAUGCAUUGGAUGACAGGAGCACGGCUCAAUGUCGAGUUCAGAUGCAAGUUGUACAGCAAUUAGAGUUACAGCUUUCCAAAGACAAAGAACGCCUCCAAGCCAUGAUGACGCAUUUACAUGUGAAGUCAACAGAACCCAAAGCAAGUCCUCAACCUCUGAACCUGGUAUCCAGUGCCACCCUAUCGAAGACUGCAUCAGAACCAUCCCCUCAAAGUUUACCUCAUACUCCCACCACCCCAACCACACCACUCACUCCUCUAACCCAGGGACCUUCUGUUAUUACAACCACCAGCAUCCACAAUGUGGGACCCAUGCGGAGGCGGUACUCUGACAAAUACAACAUUCCCAUCUCUUCUGACAUUGCACAGAACCAAGAGUUUUACAAAAAUGCAGAAGUCAGGCCACCUUUCACAUACGCAUCGUUAAUUAGGCAGGGAAUUCUUGAAUCCCCUGAAAAGCAACUAACACUAAAUGAAAUCUACAAUUGGUUCACACGAAUGUUUGCCUACUUCCGGCGCAAUGCAGCAACGUGGAAGAAUGCAGUGCGUCAUAAUCUUAGUCUACACAAGUGUUUUGUGCGAGUAGAAAACGUAAAAGGGGCAGUAUGGACAGUGGAUGAAAUAGAAUUCCAAAAAAGGAGGCCACAAAAGAUCAGUGGUAGUCCUUCGCUUAUCAAAAACAUUCAGACAAGUCACCCUUACUGCACACCUCUUAAUGCUGCUUUGCAGGCUUCAAUGGCUGAGAACAGUAUACCUCUAUACACUACGGCUUCCAUGGGAAACCCUGUUCUGACCAGUUUAGCCAGUGCCAUGCGGGAAGAACUCAAUGGUGUGAUCGAGCAUGGCAACAGCAAUGGCAGUGACAGCAGCCCGGGACGUUCCCCUAUGCAAGGAAUGCACCACGUACAUGUUAAAGAAGAACCACUGGAUCCCGACGAGCAUGAAGGGCCACUAUCGCUAGUAACAACAGCCAACCACAGUCCUGACUUUGACCAUGACAGAGAUUAUGAAGAUGAACCAGUAAAUGAGGACAUGGAGUAAAAAAAAAAAAAA